GCUACCAGAUCAAGAAUUCAAAUCUCCUCCUAUCAUAGCUCUAUUUUUUUUUUAGUUUAUUGUGAUCUGUGAUUUUUUUUUUCUGUGAAAAUAAGAAAAUGCUGCGAUCUUUGUUGACCGUUGCCGUGUUGCUUUUGGGCACGAAUUCGGGCAUUUUGGCCGGACGUCUUAGCCAGCGAUAUCUGCCAACUCCGCAGGCCAGUCAACUGCACUACCAUGGCGUCAGUGGCCAAGGACAUGCUCGUCCUGGGGCAGGACAUGCCGUGGGCGGUGGAUUCCAGCGCCAGCAGGCCCAGUCUCAGGUGCCGAUCGUAAGGAGCGACUACCAGAGCGAUGCCAAUGGCAACUACAAUUUUGGUUUCGAUACUGGCAAUGGAAUCCACCGCGAUGAAACCGGCGAGUUCCGCGGAGGCUGGCCCCAUGGAUCUCUGGGUGUACGAGGAUCCUACUCCUAUACCGGAGACGAUGGUCAACAGUACACCGUGAACUAUCAUGCGGAUAAGACCGGAUUCCAUGCCGAAGGAGCCCAUCUGCCCACCUCCCCCUCAGUGCCAGCUGCCUCCCCAGUUGGACGUAGCAACUAUGGUGGAGCCUAUAGGGGAUCGGCUUCUUCCCAUGUUGCUGCCCCAGCUCCUGCCACCAGAUAUUUGCCGCCAGGAUAUCGUCAGCGCAGGAACUACUAAGCGAAAA
Molecule: messenger RNA, 690 nt
Organism: Drosophila bipectinata
Lineage: Eukaryota; Metazoa; Arthropoda; Insecta; Diptera; Drosophilidae
Gene: Cpr11B
Product: Cuticular protein 11B
Cellular component (GO): chitin-based extracellular matrix
Molecular function (GO): structural constituent of chitin-based larval cuticle
Source: RefSeq, a predicted model, not a curated record